GCAGCACCAGGAUCCUGUAGCUGCGACUCCACAGAGAUUAGCACCAACACACUGUUGCUUUUUUCGGCUGAAUUUUUUGGGAGAAUAAAUUGAAGAGUAGCACUUGACUUUAUUGACGUGUUUUAUCGUUAAUCUUUCAUAUACGAGUGUGAGCCUUCUCUUAACCUGUCAGCGGGGGGAAAUGACAUGUCAACGGCCAAACUUGACGCCUGCGAGGACCGAACUCGACUGUAACGUCUGCGCUGCCGUUGGACCAAAGGAGACGGAGUGAACAGCAACAGCCAACUCAAGUUUAUUACUGUUUCCUCGAUAACAAAGGGGGACCCUUUCCUCCUCUUUUGGUGCGGUUAUUCGACGCCAUAGUGCCGCUAAAGGACUGGGACAGGUUUAAAAUGCAAGGCGUACUCGUCCACGGUGUUUGCAUUGUUAAAGGACAUGGAGCACGGAGAAGAACAGUUUGAGCAACAGUGAUUAACUCAUCAGGACCUCAGCUUCAUCGAGCCACCGCCGCCAGAUUGGAUCAACUAAAUGUAAAGGAUCGUUUGGUUCGAGCCACCAUGGAUAUCUUUCCCCGGCCGAGCGGUGAGAUCCAGAGGAGGAACCCUCAGCAUGACUUCGAGCUCAUUCAGAGGGUGGGAAGUGGCACAUAUGGGGACGUGUACAAGGCUCGAAACAUACAAACUGGAGAGCUUGCUGCUGUGAAGAUCAUAAAGUUGGAACCAGGGGAUGACUUUUCCAUCAUACAGCAGGAAAUCUUCAUGGUGAAGGAAUGCAUGCACCACAAUAUUGUGGCCUACUUUGGGAGCUACCUCUGUCGAGAGAAGCUUUGGAUAUGUAUGGAGUACUGUGGUGGAGGAUCUCUGCAGGACAUAUAUCAUGUGACGGGACCUCUCUCGGAGCUUCAGAUAGCAUACGUCUGCAGAGAGACCUUACAGGGUUUGGGAUAUCUGCACACCAAGGGCAAGAUGCACCGUGACAUCAAGGGUGCCAACAUACUUCUUACAGACAACGGAGAUGUGAAGUUAGCUGACUUUGGAGUUGCAGCCAAAAUAACAGCCACCAUUGCCAAAAGGAAGUCUUUCAUUGGAACACCUUAUUGGAUGGCUCCAGAAGUAGCAGCAGUAGAGAAGAACGGUGGCUACAAUCAGCUCUGUGAUAUCUGGGCUGUCGGCAUCACGUCCAUAGAGCUGGCCGAGCUUCAGCCUCCGAUGUUUGACCUACACCCCAUGAGGGCCUUGUUUUUGAUGUCAAAGAGCAGCUUCCAACCUCCGAAGCUAAAAGACAAAAACAAAUGGUCCACCGCCUUCCAUAACUUUGUCAAAGUGUCUCUGACAAAGAACCCAAAGAAGAGGCCCACGGCAGAAAAACUGCUAUCGCAUGUGUACGUGUCCCAGACGGGUUUGACUAGGAGGCUCGCUGUUGACCUCCUGGAUAAGAUGAACAACCCAGACAACCACCAGCAUUACAGUGAGGUGGACGAUGAUGACCUUGAGCCUCUCUCUGCGGUCAGACACACCAUCCGCUCCACCAACAAACAAGCCAGAGCUGAGAGGACGCGUUCAGAGAUAAACUCAAACAAUGGGACAGACCAAGGAGGGCCAUGCUCAAGUCCUAGCUUCACUGAGGGACACAGGGGGGACGCAGCGGUUGAUCUCGUCCCCUGCUCAGAGGUUGACAAGCUCCAGUUUGAACCACCACUCCGGAAGGAAACUGAGGCUCAUUCUGAAAUGGAUGUGAGUAAAGAUAAUGACUUCCCUUCACCCUGGAGUCCAUUUGCAGAGGGAGGAAUAACAACCAGAAGGAGCCUCCUCAAAAGCGUUGAGGAUGAAUUGUUCCAACGGGGACACGUCGCCCAUCUCGAAGAUGCCUUUGAAGAAAUGGAGCUGUCAACCCUCAAGCCAGGUGUUCCUCCUCCUCUGCCCCCGAAGCCACGAUUAAACAGCUCAUCAGAGGAGCUAGGCCUUAACGACGAGAGGUCUCUGACGGUUCGGAGGUUCCCCAACUCUGAGAACGGACCGAGCCAGGUGGUUCGCAGACAGAGCACACCUGAGCACCUGGGCAACAAGGCGGAGAACUCGUCUCCAGAUUUCCUCUCUGUCAGCGUCAGCAGCCCCGGACUUUUGUCUCAUGCCUCUGAUCCUGCUCUCAGUAAAUCAGAAUAUAAAGAUAAUGAUUCAGAUGAGUGUGUGAAUGGAGGCAGCCCCAAACAGCCACCCAACCGACAGCACCGGAAGGAGAAAAAGGAAUUCCCUAAACCAGCCAUCAACGGUCUUCCACCCACUCCCAAAGUGCUGAUGGGAGCCUGUUUCUCUAAAGUGUUUGAUGGCUGUCCACUGAAGAUCAACUGUGCCACAUCAUGGAUUCAUCCUGACACCAAAGAUCAGUACCUAAUCUUUGGGACAGAGGAUGGCAUCUAUACGCUGAAUCUUAAUGAGCUGCAUGAAGCCACAAUGGAGCAGCUGUUCCCGAGGAAGUGUACAUGGCUGUACGUUAUCAACAACAACCUGAUGUCUUUAUCUGAAGGGAAAACCUUCCAGCUGUACUCCCAUAAUCUCAUCGGGCUGUUCGAGCAGCUGAAGAAGCCCGGCCUCGCUGCUCAGUUCCAGACUCACCGCUUCCCAGACAAAAUCCUACCCAGGAGGUUUGCCUUGACAACUAAGAUCCCCGACACAAAGGGCUGUCACAAAUGCUGCAUUGUGAGAAAUCCAUAUACUGGCCACAAGUACCUGUGCGGAGCACUGCAGUCUGGGAUUGUCCUGCUGCAGUGGUAUGAGCCCAUGCAAAGGUUUAUGCUCAUCAAGCACUUUGACUUCCCUCUUCCCAGCCCACUGAAGGUGUUUGAGAUGCUGGUGGUCCCGGAGCAGGAGUAUCCUCUGGUGUGCGUGGCCAUCAGCCAGGGCACCGAGCCGAGCCAGGUGGUCCGCUUUGAGACCAUCAACCUCAACUCCUGCUCCUCCUGGUUCACAGAGAUGGGAACAACUCAUCAGCAAGUGGACGCAAUCCAUGUCACCCAGCUGGAGAGAGACACAGUGUUGGUGUGUUUGGACCAAAAUUUGAAGAUUGUUAAUCUCCAGGGCCGACUGAAGUCCAACAAGAAGCUGGCAUCUGAGCUCAGCUUCGACUUCUGCAUCGGAUCUGUUGUGUGCCUUCAGGACAGCGUUCUGGCCUUCUGGAAACACGGCAUGCAGGGAAAGAGCUUCAAGUCUAAUGAGGUGACCCAGGAGAUCUGUGAUCCAAGCAGAGUCUUCCGCCUCCUCGGAUCUGACAGGGUGGUGGUUUUGGAGAGCCGACCCACAGACAACCCCACGGCCCUGAGCAACCUCUACAUCUUAGCAGGUCACGAGAACAGUUACUGAGCCUCUCCUCGGAGAAAAGCGGUCAACAUGCCUCAGUAUUUGGGAGAAAACUCCAGACUCUCACCUGUGCAGGGAAGCGUCUGGUUUAAAACAGUUAUUGGGAGCUUUUGUUACUGAUCACGGAACGGACAGGUCAGUGAUAAGAGGAGCCUCAUCAGCGUGGAUUCAUGAGUAGCCUUACAUCAGUUUACUGUAGCUCCGCUCAUCACAAACUGUCAACGAGCAGACAGUGGAGAAACAAUAAAAGCUCAGAUGAACAUUGUUACUUAGAAUUUUCUCACUCUUCUGUACUGUGGACUGAGUUACAAGUUAUCUAGAGGUAUUAUUGACGAAAGUGCCAUUAAGAUUCACAAGAAUUUGUGAUUGUAUUAGCGAAACAGUGGGAGAUUUAUUGUGUUAUUAUCGUCUGUAACAUGUCGCUCAUAAUCACCGCCAGAGGCAAACGCUUGUCGGCUUGAGAGGAGAUUUUACCAACUCUGUAGUCAAACUAAUAGCUCAGUUUAAACAGAAACCCACGAGCAUUGUGGGUUAUUUAAGCAAUAUUUAUUAACCUCCUGAUAAGUGAUAGGGUAUGUUUGAUUUACAGACCGUGUUAGCAGACAGUGACAGAGCGGUCCUGCUGUGUAAGGAUUAACUACCUAGUGAACAGCUCCUGAGCAGCUUUGGGUUAUUUUUACUGCUAAUGUAAUAUAGUCGCUUCUCUCCUGCUCUGCUGCGUUUUUAGAAGUUGGAUAUAAUGUAAAUUGUUUUUCCUCUUUACCUUCCUCUUUUAUAGACCUUUUACUUCUCAUUAUUUGCACCAUGUAAGCACUUUUGUACAUUUUUUUAUUUAAAAUAAAAUGACAAAAUGAGGGACGAUGCUAGGUUUUUGUUAACAUCUUUGCAUUCCCCUUCGCAAAAUGUUUAAUGUAUGCUGGGUUUUUUUUUGUAAUAAAAAAAAAGCUGUUGUUAACAAGAUGACACAAA
This is a messenger RNA of Epinephelus lanceolatus (giant grouper), 4322 nucleotides long. Lineage: Eukaryota; Metazoa; Chordata; Actinopteri; Perciformes; Serranidae. The record is from RefSeq and is a predicted model, not a curated record.